This is a messenger RNA of [Torrubiella] hemipterigena, 1041 nucleotides long. The record is from the annotation of a GenBank genome assembly. NCBI's taxonomy places the organism in Eukaryota, Fungi, Ascomycota, Sordariomycetes, Hypocreales, Clavicipitaceae.
AUGGACGCUCCGCCAGCGCCGUCGGCUUUUGCAAUCCUUAAAUCCCCUAAAACCUUAUGCAGCCAGUUCGAAUCAAGUGUUGUAACAGCAUUUCCUGAGGGUGCCGCAGUUAGAGAUCUGCCUCUCGCCGUAUGGAGAAAUAAGCGAUAUGUCUUAGAGGAAUCCUUGUCUCGGAAAGGCUCUAAAGGCAGGAAGAGCUGGAUUAAACAGCAUGGGCUCUUCGUCGUUGAGCUUGACGACAGCGACACUCCGUUAGCUGGUUACUGGGUUUGUCAUCUUUGCGAUGCAAAGAGUCAGCCAGUAUUCUUCGCAGCAAGCGCGACCACAUCUGCUGCCGAUCACCUUCGCAAAAUGCAUAGGAUCUUUGAAGGUAGUCCUACUACGGAAAGCGACCCAUCGACUGACGACUCUGAUCGAGCUAAAAGACCUCGUUUACACUAUAGUGCUGUGCCGAAAGCCAAGAUCAACGCCGUACGUGAGCUUGGUGUGGGACUCAUUGUCAAUGCAGAUUUACCAUUUUCUGUCUUCACAAACCCGUACUUUGAGCAGCUUCUCUGGCAACUCGAUCCAAAAGUCGCUGAUCAGGUGCCAUGGAGCAGACAAUCGAUGAGUCGCCAACUAUACAACAUCUACGACACCAAGAAGCGUAUUAUCCAACAAGAGCUCUAUGACGCAGUAACGAAAAUCCAUUUAGGAUUCAAUCUUUGGACAUCCCCUAAUCGUUACGCCAUUAUGGCUGUUACAGCCCACUUUCUCGAUCGUGGCGGCAACCAACAGACACGCUUGCUUGGUCUACGCCAUCAGCUAGGAUGCCAUAGUGGCACUAAUUUAGCUACUACUCUCCUGAAAGUUGCCACAGAAUGGGAAAUAGAGAGCCAGGUGGGAGUUAUUAUAUCCGAUAACGCCACGACAAAUGACAAAUGCCUUCAAAGCUUCUACCGAAACAUCAACCCGGAGCUGAAGCCUACAGACGUACGUGCUAGGCGCAUGCGCUGCUAUGGUCAUAUUUUGAACUUGGUUGCGCGUGCGUUUCUUNCCUAA